GCAGCGAGUAACAGAGUCGAUCGUGUGCCCAACAGCAGCAUAAUAGCAAGCAAGAAAAAUUUUCAACAUUUUUACGCAAGAGAGAACGAUUUUGUACAAGUAAAUUUUGUUUUUACUUCAAUGCGACAAAUGUGAAGUGUUUUUUUUUUUAACGAAUGCUGUGGCAAAAAAAAGUGUGUAUGAAUUUUCUUUUUUUUUUUUGAUUUUGAGGCAAGCAGCUUACACAAAUAUUUUGGCACGAGAGUGAACCCCAAGACUGCGACGUAGUCAUAUACCAAUUCACUUUACGAAACGCCCCCAGACGCCGCAUCACAAGGAUCCCCCUCUCUAAGAGUAACAAGAUAGAACCAACAACAUCCAUGUAUGUCUCCACAUUGAGGGGCAUUUGAAUGAAAAAAACCGAGAGAGAAAAAAAAACGAAAAACCCAAGCAAAAAAAACUGCAAAGUCAAAAGUUCGCUCUCCCCCUUGACUGGCAAAAGCAACAUCAACACGAAACUGAAAAAGUUUUUUUGUUUCUUUUAUGUUGUUUCGGUGUUAUUUUUUGUCUUCUCUGAGAGCCCCUCACUCAGCUAGCCAACCAGCCCAGCCGCCCUGUGUGUGAGUCGUAAUCGUUAACGCCGUCGUCGUCGGCGUCGUCGUUGUCCGUCGUUGUGUACCGAGCAACAAAAACAGCUCUCGUUAGUUUAUUUAUUCAACGACCACAACCGUGUGUGAACAUUAUUUUUCGAAACGCGCAACACAUAACAACACCACCAAACAACACUACCACUUACUACUACUACUCCUCCCAAAAACAACGCGCACGCCGAACCGCAAAAACUCUUCCAUCUCCAAGUUAUAUGGAAGUGUAAGAAAAUAUAACAACAACAAAUCGAAAACCUGGCUGUAUCGAGGAGGAAAUCGUAACGAGUUCAAGAAAAGAACUUUUGCGAUUUUUUCUUUUUGGGGACUUUUGAACUGGCUUGUACGGACUGAAACGUGUACCGCCGCCAUAGCCGCCAAACAAAAAUCAACCAAACCGACCGAUGAAAAACACAAGAGCAACACCCCGCAACGGCAAAAUCUAGUUUAUUUAAAGAAAAAAAAAAGAAAAACAAAAGCAAAGUAUUCUGCAAAAAAAGAAGCAAACAAAAACAAAAAGGUGAAAAAGAAAACACAACAACAAUUCGAACGAACGUGUAAGAAUUAGAUAAAUAGAAAAAAAACGCGAAUAUCUUAACCUAAGCAAAAAUAUUUAAAAACAAUAUUUGUGCCGCUGUCUCCGUCGCCGUCGCAGCCGCUAUAGAAAAAUCCAACAACAAUAAGAAAUCAAGUGAAAAAAAUCGAAUUAUUACCAAAAACGAACCUACAUAAAUGUAAAAGUGUAAACCAAACAACAUCUACAACAACAACAACAACAAAGAAAAAAUACGAAUAUAAAGUAACAAAUCGACAAUUUUGCAAAGUAGCAACAGAAAAAAAGAAGAGUAUAUAAAAAAAGUUUCCCAACAAAGAAAAAAGCAUAAAAAUUUAAGUGUUUUUUUUUUCAAAUAUAAAAAAUAAUAACAACAACAUCAAUAAAUAACGCAUAAAAGGAAAACUUCCCAACACCCAUUCAUCAAGGAAAAAACAAAACUCCAAAAAAUGUCCAGAAUUUAUACAACAUCACAGAGUCGCCUUUGCGAGUUAACUUCAGUCAUGUUCAAGAUUUUAAUCUUCAGCCUGGUGUGCCUUAGCCAAACAACUUUGGCUUAUGGCCGCAAACAUUCACCUUUAAUUGUGGACGAAGCCGAUGGCAAUCGAAGGAACAAUCGACCAGCGGUAUCCGAAUGCCAAUUUGGCAAAACUUUACGAGAAUUAGGCUCGACCUGGUAUGCUGAUUUGGGACCACCGUUUGGCGUCAUGUAUUGCAUAAAAUGCGAAUGUGUGGCGGUUCCCAAAAAACGCCGCAUUGUGGCUCGCGUUCAAUGUCGAAAUAUUAAAAACGAAUGCCCCCCAGCCUUGUGCGAUGAUCCUGUCUUGUUGCCCGGUAAAUGUUGCAAAACAUGUCCCGGUGAUAAAAAUGACACUAUGGCCUUAGAUGUACCGGCACAUGUCGAAGAAGAGGAGCGCAAUAUGAAACAUUUCGCUGCUCUCCUCACAGGUCGCACUUCGCAUUUUCUGAAAGGUGAAGAAAUGAAAUCCAUGUACACCACUCACAAUCCCCACAACAUUGUGGCCACUGGCCGCUUCAUGUUCCACAAAAAGAAUCUUUACUAUUCCUUCUAUACCUCGUCCAAGGUCAAUCGUCCACGUGCCAUACAAUUUGUCGAUGACUCGGGCACUAUUUUGGAAGAACAUCAAUUGCAAUUGCCCGCCGGUCCCCAAUCGAUCUAUCAAAAUGUCACUGGCAAAAUCUGUGGUGUAUGGCGUCGUGUACCGCGUGAUUAUAAGCGUCUAUUGCGUGAUGAGCGCCUGCAUGUGGUGCUGCUCUGGGGUGGCAACAAAUUCCAAACCGAAUUGGCUUUGGCCGGCAGAAUUGGCAAAUACACCGCCUUGCAAUCGGAAUUGUUUAGUGCCCUAAUGGAGCCUGCUCCUGGUUCGAAAUCGGAUAUAAUGUCUGGUUCCGGUGGCACCGCCAUUGUCUCCACCAGCAGUGGUGCUGCUUCCUCCAUGCAUUUGACUUUGGUCUUCAAUGGAGUCUUCUCGCCCGAUGAUUAUGUUGACUCUCCCGUCAGCAUUCGCAUUGAAUCACCUGAUCGCCGCGAAGUGGUUCUAGAUGAGGUGCAGAAGGUGCGCAAACCCUCUUCGGAGGUAAAUGUCCUGGAAAUAUCUUCUCCCAUUUCCAUACAGAACUUGCGUUUGAUGUCGCGUGGCAAAUUGCUUUUAAGCGUCGAAUCGAAGAAGAACCCCAAUUUACGCAUACAAGGACACAUUGUUACCCGUACCACCUGCGAGAUUUUCCAAACCCUUUUGGCCCCCCACAAUGUGGAGGCCAAAACCCGGAGCAGUGGUUUAGCCUGGGUAUUUUUGAACACAGAUGGCUCCUUGUCCUACAACAUUGAGACUGACCAGGUAAAUGCCAGAGAUCAUCCUGAGAUCAGUUUGAUAGAGGAUAUGGGCAAGCGCAAAGCCGUCUUGGAGGACUUGACACCCAGCUUCAACUUCAAUCAAGCCAUUGGCUCUGUGGACAAACUGGGCCCCAAGGUGGUCGAGUCUUUGUAUGCGGGCGAUUUGGGUAUCAACAUUGCGGUGGAACAUGAAACCAGCCUGAUAAGAGGCCGUUUGGUGCCCCGACCUGUGGCAGAUGCCCGCGAUUCAGCCGAACCCAUACUGUUGAAACGUUCUGAGAUGUCUACCAUUGCCCCCCAUCACGCCAUGGGCAUGGCUUGGCUAUCCAUAGACAAUGAAUGCAAUCUGCACUAUGAACUAACCCUGAGUGGCUUCCAGCCCCAUGUGCAGGAUUUGCAAAUCUUUUUGGAAGAGAAACCCAUUGAGGCCAUAGGUGCUCCAGUCACUCGCAAACUUUUGGAAGAAUUUUCCGGCUCCUACAUGGAGGGCUUUGUUUUGGGCAUGCCCUCCAAUGAACUGGUAAAGCUGGAAUCAAGUGUCUGCUACUUGGAAGUGCAUUCCAAGGAGAAGAAUGAAUUGCUGCUGCGCGGCAAGUUGAAGUCGACAAAAGUCCCAGCCCAUUGCUUCCCCAUAUACACGGACAACAAUGUGCCCAAUGUUUACCUGCCCGGCGAUCGUAAUGAUGACCUUUUAAUAACGGCCGACACCAAAUGUUAUCACUCGGGGCGUUUUUACGAUGAAACCGAACAAUGGCGCAGCACGGAAGAUACCUGCCAGAUGUGUGCCUGCCAGCGGGGUCAUGCUACUUGCGAGCCCAUCAAAUGUCCUGUGGUGCACUGCAAACUGAAUGAAGAGCUGAUCCAGGAAGAAGGUGAAUGCUGUGCAAUGUGUGUGCCACAAAGUCUCAAUGGCAAGGAGGUGGCAGUAGCCGCAGGCCUUAGCGAAGCGGCAGGCGGAGCAGAGCAUAAUAAACGUGGUUGUCGCCUAGGCGAUCAAUUCCAUGUGGCUGGGGCCACCUGGCAUCCCUUCCUGCCGCCCAAUGGCUUCGAUACCUGCACCACCUGUACUUGUGAUGCCUUGACUUUGGAAAUCAGAUGUCCCCGCAUGGUUUGCCCCCCCUUGCAGUGCAAGGAAAAGGAAGCCUAUCGUCCAGACAAGAAGGCGUGUUGCAAAGUUUGCCCCGAAGGCAAAAUGUCCAGCAGCAGAGUAGACAAAAUGGGUCCCUCCAAUCCCAAUGUUUUGCAAGAUCAGGCCUCGCUCAAACCCAAUGUGAGAACCAGUGAAGAGAUCCUAUCACAAGGAGGCUGCAAGGUGGUCAACAAGCUCUAUGAAAAUGGCCAAGAAUGGCAUCCUGUUUUGGCCUCGCAUGGGGAGCAAAAAUGCAUCAAAUGCAGGUGCAAGGACUCCAAGGUCAAUUGUGAUCGCAAACGUUGCUCACGAUCCACCUGCCAGCAGGCCAGAGUCUCAUCGAAACGCAAAAUCUAUGAGAAACCAGGCUCCGAGCCUGCAGUGGACGAGUGUUGCUCCACCCAAUGCAAAAGGCCAAGGAGACAUCACCGAAGAACCCAGCAGCAGCAGCAACAGGGCGAACAACAACAGACAAACAAACGCGGUGUCAGCAGCUGAAUCCUUUUCUACUCUCAGGCAAAAUAAAAAAGCUCUAAUAUAAUUUGUAGAGAGGCUGAGUAUGAGAGUACCUAUGCUAGCAAUAGAGAAAACAAUCACAUCAACAAACCAAGCAACCAAUACACCGAGAGAAGACACACCAACAGUUCUUACUUAGCAGAGAGAAGGAAGGAAAAGCUCGAAUGCCGAAGAAAAUUCGAAUGAAACUUGAUCUUCGAUUUUCUUUGCCAUCAAAACAAAAAAGAAGAAAGCCCAGCAAACAAUUUUCUAAACCAACCACCAACCAAACAACCCAGCACCAACACUGAGAGAAAUCCUAAUUGCAGAACAGCUUAUUUGCAAGCAACAACUGAAACCCCGAGAAAAGCUUUAGUUUUACAGAGAGAGAGAGAGAGAAAAAGCUUAAAUGUAUUACAAAGAAAACAAAACAAAAAAAAACCAACACUACUAUAAAAUGCAAAAAAACGAGAGUACACUUACAAAAAAUACCAGUGCAGUAGACGAUAAACUAUACAAAAAAAAAUAUUAUUUAUUUCUUCUUGUUUUUGUUUUACAAAAGAAAAAAAAAUUCAAAAUCCUUCUCUCACUUUAUCUCACUCUCUCUCUCUCUCGCUCUGCCUCCUUCAUGCUUUACAUGUCAUAGAAAAGUUUCAAUGUCUUUGUGAGUACGGCUAUUGCAGUUGUUUAGUCACCGAGAAAGUGUUGCGAGAGAGAGAGAGGGAGAGCGCGCGAUGCAGAGAAUGAUAAAAUGAGAGAUGAUGGUGUAGACGAGUAACGCAAGAGAAUGGUAGAUAAGGCGAAGAAAAAUAAUAUUUUUGCAAAUAUUUAUAGAAACACAUCCCAAAAGUUUCGACUGAUUGACUGAAUGGCAACUUUAGUUUUAAGGCUUAAGAAAUAUACAUACAUACAUGCAUACAUACAUACAUACAUUGAUGAAUAAUACAUGCAUACAUGCUAUAUGCAUACAUACAUACAUACUUUAUUAUUAUGAAAUGAAGAAAAGAAAAAUAUUUUACUUAAAUACA
Molecule: messenger RNA, 5683 nt
Organism: Stomoxys calcitrans (stable fly)
Lineage: Eukaryota; Metazoa; Arthropoda; Insecta; Diptera; Muscidae
Gene: sog
Product: dorsal-ventral patterning protein Sog
Exons: 7
Coding region: 1626-4658 (1010 amino acids)
Biological process (GO): multicellular organism development
Molecular function (GO): protein binding
Source: RefSeq, a predicted model, not a curated record